Messenger RNA from Phaeodactylum tricornutum CCAP 1055/1, 1700 nucleotides. RefSeq lists its product with no specific name. The transcript is spliced from 3 exons. The record is from RefSeq and is a predicted model, not a curated record. Lineage: Eukaryota; Bacillariophyta; Bacillariophyceae; Surirellales; Neidiaceae. The coding region runs from base 1 to 1596 and encodes 531 amino acids.
AUGGUAGCGACUGUACCAGUGACACAGCUUGCCCAAUACGUCCCCUACCCCUGCCUGUCUAGCAUGGGCCCUUUCCUCGUGUUCCGAUCGCCGACUCCUGGUCUCGGUUCCGCGCGAGUACCGGAUUCGUCCCAAGGAAUUGUGUCGUCGGCGGCGGCUGCGGGGUUCGUUUGCUCUCCGACUCUUUCGCUGCACCAAUCCAGCUCCCAUCCGACGCGCAGUCUCGAAUGGUCGUCGACCGAAACAUCUCUAAAAAGUACGCCAGCAGACGAAAAUGAAGACAUUCAGGGCAUUUCUGACCUCAAGUCAUCGUUGAGUGGUAUGUUUCGCGUGAAUUCGAGAACGCCCACGCCGGUGUACGGGGGGGAUCCCUCCAUGGGACUAUCCCCGUCGGACCUGGAAGCCUAUUUUGCCCAACGCCAGAUCGAGAUCGAUGCAACUGCGACCAGCAUCAGCAAUAGCAGUCAUUCGCCACACAUUUCCAAAAAUUCUACAUCAUCCGAUGAUAUCGAAGGUGUUUAUUUGGAGCCCGACGUGUACGUGCAAUCCCAAAAGUGGAUGCAACCGGACGGAGCCCUCCGGGGCGUCGUCGACGAUCGCACCUGGCAGUCGGUCGAUCGGCGGUACAAACAAGUCGCACGUACACUAGUACAGCAAGCUCCCUAUUCUCCGGAUACAACUUGGAAUAGUGGUAACGCCGAUGGUAACGAUAACAUUAGCUUGGAUGAUCUAUGGGCGGCGGUACAAAACCAAAAUACGGUCGACGCCUCCAGCACCCUUUCCGAGGAUAUACAUCGGAAAGUGUUCGAAGCAGAGCAAGGAUUUUUGGAUCAGAGUGAGACUUUUCGCCAAGCAUUGGUGGAUAGUAGCAAAGCUUCGGAAGCCGCAGCCUUGCGCCACGGAGCUAAAUUUCAAGAGCGGCAGAAAGAAGCCAUUGACCGAUUGAAUGUACAGAUAGCCGACUUCGAGGCAGAACUUAAGGUGACUACACCAGCUCAUCCUUCAUCCCUGGAUUUUACAGCACAGCCACGGUGCCGAAAGUGCUUUUGUCGACUUGGAGAAGAGGAAGUGAGGAGUGCUACAACUUCAAACGGAUUCUGCCAAGUUUGUCAUGCGGAUGAUAUCGUGGAAAGGAGCCGACAAGAGACAGCCCAGGCCAGUGCCGAUCAAAAAAGGCUAGCAACACAAAAGCGACGAGAAGAAAAAGGAAGGAAAAUGCCGUCAAGCCAUAGAGGAUACGACAAGCAGACGAGCGAUUUGCGGGAGGACGGUGUAAGUCGGCCUUUUCCGCAAACGACUCUCGGCCGUAGUGCCCCCAAUAGCCACGCGCAACCUACUCGGACAAAAUGGCCGCGUCGCGAUUCUCUACCGGGAUACAAUGCACAUGAAAGGAGAGGGCUUCCUCCAGGAACCCGUUCGUUGUCCUCCGCGACACCUAUUCCCAAAAGUCCGUCACCAGUGGCGAGUACUCUGGCGGAAAAGAAGCCGAAGAAAAUUGAGUCUGAACGUUCGGAAUCCAUGGUCGAGACCCAAGCGCAAUCUUCCAUUCAUUCGUGGGCUGAGGUUGCUGACGAAGACACCGACGAGAAUUCUUAGUGGAACGAAGAAACUGAAGAAAUGCGAUGGGAUUCGUCGACUUUAUGGCAAACGCGUGAUCGCUCUAAUUUGUACAUAAGUGGAUAGAGCUUACUUUGUUAGAG